CGGGGUACUAGUUCUGUGUGUCGUAUUAUUUCAGACCUCAUCAGAGAUGGAAACUCUGACGGCUUUUGUAAGAUUUCUAGUUUACCUACUGGAAUUACUUCUGCAAAUUUUCAUUUACUGUUGGGUUGCACACGAAAUUUUUGAGGAAAGUGAGCGCGUGGGAGAGGCCGCCUACUGCAGCGACUGGCCGGACGGCUCCGCCCGCUACAAGAGCGCCCUGCGACUGAUGAUGCGGCGGUCUCAGCGACCAAUCACCAUCACGGCUGGGAAGAUCUAUGCAAUCGACAGGAACACAUUCGUAUCGAUCGUGAAUGCUUCUUAUUCAUAUUAUGCUGUACUGCGACAAAUCAACAACUAAAGUGCUGAGAAAGUACCAUCAGCUCCCCGUCAAAUUCCGAGUUCCUUCUCAACUGAAGAGGCGAUUCAUUAAUGUCACCG
This is a messenger RNA of Schistocerca cancellata (South American locust), 438 nucleotides long. RefSeq names its product odorant receptor Or2-like. NCBI's taxonomy places the organism in Eukaryota, Metazoa, Arthropoda, Insecta, Orthoptera, Acrididae. The record is from RefSeq and is a predicted model, not a curated record. The coding region runs from base 47 to 358 and encodes 103 amino acids. Gene Ontology annotation, biological process: detection of chemical stimulus involved in sensory perception of smell; sensory perception of smell. Gene Ontology annotation, cellular component: plasma membrane. The transcript is spliced from 4 exons. Gene Ontology annotation, molecular function: olfactory receptor activity; odorant binding.